Molecule: messenger RNA, 5848 nt
Organism: Pieris rapae (cabbage white)
Lineage: Eukaryota; Metazoa; Arthropoda; Insecta; Lepidoptera; Pieridae
Gene: corn
Exons: 13
Coding region: 338-3022 (894 amino acids)
Source: RefSeq, a predicted model, not a curated record
CACCUGCAAAUACAAACGAGACAGUUAACACUUAACAAAUCAAUUCAUUUUUAACGAAUAGUCAAUAUUAGUGCGUGUAUACUGUAUGCACACAGCACUUGCGUGUUUAUUGUUUUGGUGCCUAUUUUUGAAAAAUAUUUUUGCCUGUGUUUGCAUUGUAAUUGUGUGGACAUUAUCUUAAAAUAUUGUUAAAUAAUUAUAGACAGUUAACACAUAACGUUACAGUUCGGUUAUUAAAGGCGUGUUAAUUAUAUCUCCAUUAAAGAAAAUAUAUUUAUGUCUAAGGUCAGUUGCUGAUCUACGAGUAUAAUUAAGGAUCAUGACUUAGCUGCCAAAUAUGGAGGAAGAAACUGUAAAUGUCACUGACGCCCGGAACAGGGCUUCAGCUGAAGUUAACAUUGAAAAUACGUCCAGUGUAGUGGUAGUUGAUAUAAAGAUAGAAAAUGAAGAACAAAAAGUAGAAACUCAAAAUGAAAGUGGGGUUAUAGUUGAAGUGUUUGAAGACAAAGACUCAGUUUCUAAAGAGAACUCUUUUAUUGAGAAUGGUUUGUGUGAAACAAUAGACGAUGCACGAUCUUUAGGUGACCUAGAUAGUUUAGCGGCAGGGGACGAAUUGGUGCUUGGGGCAGCGGGUAGUGACAGUGGAGUAGAAGGAUGUGGCCGAGCGUUGAGCAGUGGCGGAGGAUCGCGGUCUUGUGCAUCAAGUGUAGUAUCCUGCGGCUCAGGUUGUGGUUCAGAGAGUUCUUCGGUUGCAGGGGCACCUCCAAGACCAAGAAAACGUGUUAACGUAACAGUCUCAGAGCCAAAGAGAAGUUCUCCGAUAACAUCCACCCCUCGCCCGACAACCGCCCCUAGAGGACCAAAUCUAGCCACUCGUGAACGUGCCCGAAGCAGAGAGAAACCGAUACCACCCGAGAAGCCUCGGCCGUUAACGCCAAAGCCUAAAAUUAGACCGACUACAGACCUUCCAAAUCUUGUCAGAGAGAGCCCCGCAUUACGUGCCAAACAAACCAAAACUUCCGCUGCUAGAUGUAGAACGCCAAACUCACCACAGACUGAAGAAAAGAAAUGGCCAACCAACAGCCAGAGGCUCGCCACUGUGUCAGAUGCCGCCACUCGUGUGGCGGCUGAUAAAUAUGGAACCUUGCCGAGAAGGCGGAGGGACGAUCAAGAGAUGUCACCGAAACAUGAGAGUAGCCCCCCAUCAUCUAGACGUCCCACUGUCGCGCGCUCAGCAUCCUCGAGAACAGCCACAAAGACACGAGUUAAAAUUUACGCUGAAAAGACAUCGCAAACUGUUCUGUUGGGUUCCGAUAUUGAAUCCGCUUUUGGUGGCGUCAUUCCCAAUAUUGAAAGUAGAGUAGAAGUGAAUCGCUGUCAUCGUGGAGUGCAAGCAAGUGCAAGAGACACCGAGACAACACGUCUUGCAGCAGCCAAGGCCGCAGCAGAGGCCGCUGCAGCCGAGGAAAGAGAGCGCAGGUUACACGCAGAAGCACAGUUGGCUGCCGAACGCACUGCAAGAUUGGCUGCUAUCGCAGAGCUUGAAAGAAAUUCGCAGCGGCUUUUGGAACUGGCCGGCGCAGGUGCUGGUGCAGGCGCCGAUGGCUGUCUACGAGCAUUGGAAGAGCAAUUGCGAUCCGCAGAAGACCUUGCAACUCGGCAGCGAGCAGAAAACGACUCGUUAAGAGACCAAUGUGACAAGUUACAUGCAGACGCGUGCAAGGCCCGUGAAAGGUCGCGCGUCUUCGAAGCGCGUUUGACAGAAGCGGAGCGUGAAGCGGCCGAAAUGCAGGACUUCUUGGCCGCUGAGACCGGUGCUCUUGGAGACUCGCUCCUUGAUGCUGAGACUGAGAUUGCCAGGCUCAACGCAGAUCUUGACAGAAGACGUGGUGAAUGCCGUCAACUAGUGCGAAUGUGCGAACAACGUCGUCAAGAGGCUUUGGCCGCGUCCGCUCGUGCUCGUUUCGCAACGGGCGCAAGUGUGGGUGGUGCUCACGCCAGCGCGCACGCACUCGACGCACUCGCACGUAAACUACGCACGUUGACUGAUGCGGUGCGAACGGCUUAUGCGUUGCCACAUCAUGCUAUUCAGCCAACUGUUUUUCACAAUGAUGCGUACAGUCGUAGUGACAGUGGCGAUACACUGUCCCCAGAAGAGGAAUCUAGGGGUGGUCUCCUAGGAGCAGUAGUACGUGCACUGCGUACGGCUGCGGCGAGUGCGCCCGUAUUUACGCACGCGGAUGAUGAUCGCUCAAGGAUAUCCGAUGAUAAUGAUUCAGCUGAAUUACUUGAUUCCGAAACGGAGCCCUGUUUGGUUACUGAUCCGGAAUGUGCGGAAGAGUGGUGGUCGGGCGCCUGGAGCGGUGAAGAAUUGUCUCCCGAACGAGAUUCUUUCGGGGACAUUGAUAAAGAUCCAGAAUCUAACUCCGGAUCUGAACGCGAAUCGCUCCGGAAUCUAUCAGCGGCUAUUGCGCAAAGGCAGAGGUCCGAGGCGGAAGCGGAAGAGGCGGCUCGGGGAUGUCUUUUGGACAAGGUUGUGUUAUUGGACCAAAGAUUGGCGGAACUGGUUCGAGCGCUCGCGUUGGCCGCUGCCGCCGCGAGGCAUAAGGACGCGCCCGCUGCUACGCUCGCUGAUACGCUCCGGGAGAAGUUGGAUGUGACUGAAAAAAACGUGGCAGACGUGGUCGUUAAGAAAUUAGCGGAACUUGAUGCUUCAAAACACAUGAUGGAGCAGUACAGACACUCCAUUGAAACGCUCAAAAAUCAGCUGGUCCAAUCCACUGAGGAGGACGACGUCGAAGUAAUUGAACGGGAACUGUCAUCCUGUGAGGAAACCGAACGCCGUCUCCGCUACGAAGCCGUAGAGGGCGCUCUGUCAAGUCUUUCAUCCUUGGGUUGGCCUCGACUUAUGCCUUUGCGAUUACGUCUCGAACGAUUAGCUUUCGCACUCGCCACUCCGCCCAGACCUGCGCAUGCGCAUAACACUUCGCCCCUAACCCCACACCCCGCCGCCUGCACUUAAUUAUAUUGGUAUGACUUUGAAUUCCUCUGAAACGUGCGGAUAAACUGCCGCAAUUAUAAUUAUUAUAGAAACAUCAAAAUUUACAUGUAAUUUUAAUCAUGGCUGAAUUUUGGCUACAUAUUUUGAACUGAACUGAUACAUUCAGUAUUUAAGUUUUCUUUCUAAUGUGCGCCUUUUAUUGACAUUAUUAAGUUUAUUCUGCGCAAAUAACACUCACCAACUCUACCAUGAGCUUGUCUACGCGCACUGUCAAUACUCUGUGCAAAUAUUUUUAUGAAAAAUCUUAUUUUGAAGUCUAAUAUUUUUCAUUAAAUAUUAUAAUAUUUUGUCAAACUCAUAGUAGACUUAUUUUAUCAAAACCUAAAUAUUUAAUAUCUCCUAUUAAGGGAAGGAGUAUGUAGGGUCAUGCGCUCCUGGGACCUAUACAGGUUCUCGAUUGUUAUUGUUAUUAAUAAAAUUUUGAAUUACGCGAAUUCUAGAUCCGCUCUUUAAGGUUUAAGGUUAACAGGGGCUAAGCUAAGGCAAGUGUCAGAAAUGGUUUUCGAUAGAUAAUUUUACAUCUGUAAAGAAGGAAGAUUUUUGCACGGCGAUGUGAAUGUGUACCAAACGCACACAUAUACUUUUAAAUUUAAUUAUUAGGGUGGUAAGGCAAGAAUUUGACAUGCUGUGUAAAUUUUGUUGUCAUUAUAAAUUCUGUUUUUUUUUAAGUUUAUAAACCUCUACCAAUAGAAAGUCGAAAGUUUCCUAUCAACUAAAUAAACUAGAAACGAUAUACAUUUGAGGUUUUAAGAAUUCCGUUUAUGUAAAAUCGUUCCUCUUGUAAAAACAAUAUUUUUAAAUGUAUAGACAGUAUUCUAAUACGUAUCUCAAGUCACGAUAUUAACCGCUGUCAAAGAGUCAAACUUCUUACAGAAAAAAAUUUUGACAGCUGUGUUCUAGAAUACGAGUUAAAAUGGCUGGAUCGUUUCAAAUUUCAUCAAUAAUUGUACUUAAAUAAGAGGUUGUUCCGAUAAAAUACUAUUAGAUAUAAAUUAAAUCUCGCAAAUUGUAAUUUAAACUUCGCGAACAUCUUCCAUAGUUAAGAGGAUUUUUCUUAUUAUAUUACAAGUUGAAGUAAUUACUUGUUGCUAACAAUGUCAUUCUGACAUUUCAAAAUGGCGGUAGUACCAAUUUAAAAUGCCCGCCAAGAAUAGUAUGGGUCACUAUAAGUCUGACUUCUGAAUGUCAAAGACUUAUUGGAUUAGCCAUACUCAGCCUAAGAAAAUUAUCCUAAUAGCCUUCUAGACUCUAUGAAGCGUUUACAACCAUCUGUUCGUCAUAAGAAUUUAAGUUUUUUAUGGAACAACCUUACACAAUAGCUGAUAAUUUACAAAAAUCGCUUUAAAUCUUCAAUUUCAUAUCAUCCGUCCUGGUCAAACGUGCUUGCCAGUAGUAAAUAAAUCGUAGGCUUUUAAUAAUAAGAACAUAUUUUUCAUUAACGGCUGCAUUUUCAGACUGACAUUAGCUGUAAUUGUAUUUCACGCAAAUCGAUAUUUUAAUAAAAUUCACGUUUAUAUUUUAUGUAGCUUUUUCACAGGUUACGGUACGCACUAUAUGUUCGGAUGCACAAAAGUUAUUUAAAGGGGUGUCUAUUGUAUUUCUGCCGUCCGACUGUGAUAGGCCAGGAGUGAUGUUUGAUAAAUAUGAAAAUAUAUCUCUAUAUCCAAAUUUACAUAUUGUUAUGUUACCCAUGCCAUUCAUUAAUUAAAUUAUUCGUAAUACAACGUUUUUAACUAAUUAUAUUUAAAAAAAAUAUUUGUUUCUGUCACGAAACGCUCUUUGAAGAAGAGACCUUAUAAAACGUGGACUAAAUUAAAUAAAUAUAAAACAAUGCCAGAAGGCAUUGAGAGUGUCCAUGGGCGGGGCUGUAUCACUUCAUAUCAGGUGAGCCUCCUGCCCGUUUGCCCCCUGUUCUAUAAAAAAAAUUAAAUAGCUUUUGUGUAUACCCGAUCACGAGAUUUAAGUAGCUAUUGUGUUCAGACUCUCCAUCAUUCAUAAAUAUCAGCGUCUUUAACUACACUUCUCUUUCGUCUCUUUCCGUCAAAUUAUGUUUACGCUGUGCUGAAAAGAGACGCUUAAGAACUUUAGUUGAAUUGCAAUAAGACAUAUUUUUCAUGAAUAAGCGAAAAUAUUAUAAGUAUACAAUUAUCACUUUCGGCCAUUUAUCUAGUUAGAAGAAAAUUGUUGAGACUUGUUGAUAAAAUAGUUCUAGUUGGUGUAUGUGAUUAAUUAACGAAAUUACCAAUGUUUACUGACACGUGACUUGGUUAAAUUCUAUUUGGGGAUGUUCCAAGUACGUUGCGAAACCGAUAAAAAAGUUUCCGCAAACGUGGUGAAAUGAUGGCGGACAGCCGAGCGGCCAUCUUGGUUGGAUCUCGCAUAAUCUACAGAUUAUAAAGGAUUCUUUGACGUUUAGGAUAUUUCUUUUGUAUAUUUAUUGCAUUUUUAAAUAUAUUUCAUUCCUAACGCAUUUAUACUGCAUUGUGUUGUGUGCAAUUGUAUUUUCUUUUUUAUAUAAGUUCUCUUGUAAAAUUGUUUUGCCAUAUUGAAUAUUUUGAUCACGAAUCAUGUAAGGUGUGCCAUUGUGUGUUAAUGUAAACGCAGUGACAAAAUUGUAAACGUACUAUAAAACUCUAAUUAAGGUUUAUAGUACGUUUUUGAAUAGGAAUUCUCUAGUCAAUUGACAAUCCACAAAUUUGCUUGUAAGCUUUUCUGUUUUGUUGCCGUUUUAAUUAAAUUUAAAAUUAAGGUAACUUUUUUGUAAUUAUGAGACUGGUUUAUAUAAUU